GGCGGGGCCUGUGCGUCCUUGCACAGCUCCCGGCUUACAAAGGCGGGCUAGGGUCUGAGAGGCAAGCAGCUGGCUGCAGCCAAGAUAUCUUUCCACUUAGAUACUGGAGACAGAAAUUGUCUACAAACCGUGGAUGGUACCAUGUCACUUGAUAUGAAAGAGCACCCUGAUGCUGAGGUACAAAAGAACCGAGUACUAACCCUGGAAGACUGGCAAGACAAGUGGGUGACCCGUCAGAUCGGAUUCCAUCAGGAGCAAGGGCAUCAGCUAUUAAAGAAGCAUUUGGAUACAUUUCUUAAAGGCCAGAGCGGACUGCGAGUGUUUUUCCCCCUCUGUGGAAAAGCUGUUGAGAUGAAAUGGUUCGCAGACCGGGGCCACACUGUGGUUGGUGUGGAAAUCAGUGAAAUUGGGAUUCGGGAAUUUUUCGCAGAGCAGAAUCUUUCCUUCACAGAAGAACCACUCGCCGAAAUUGCUGGAGCCAAAGUAUUUAAGAGUUCUUCAGGGAGCAUUUCCUUAUACUGCUGCAGCAUCUUUGAUCUUCCCAGAGCAAACAUCGGCAAGUUUGACAGGAUUUGGGAUAGAGGAGCAUUAGUGGCUAUCAAUCCAGGCGAUCAUGAUCGCUAUGCAGAUAUAAUACUGUCCCUACUGAGAAAAGAGUUCCAGUACCUCGUGGCUGUCCUUUCUUAUGAUCCAACAAAACACACAGGCCCACCAUUUUAUGUUCCAGAUGCUGAACUUAAAAGGUUAUUUGGUGCAAAAUGCAGCAUGCAAUGCCUUGAAGAGGUCGAUGCUCUUGAAGAAAGACAUAAAACCUGGGGAAUUGACUACAUGUUUGAAAAAUUGUAUCUCCUUACAGAGAAGUAAAAAACCAGCCUGGUAGUGGAGCACACCUUUUAUCUCAGCAGGCUAGCCUGGUCUACCAGUGAGCUCCAAGACAGCCAGAGAGACCCUAUCUGGAAAAACCAAAUAGAAAACCAACUAACCAACCAACCAAACAGAAAACACCCAAUCAAUCCCUGUAUGAGUUUUUUGAACAAUUAAAAAUUAUGUUGAGGGUUAA
Messenger RNA from Mus pahari (shrew mouse), 1060 nucleotides. RefSeq names its product thiopurine S-methyltransferase (gene Tpmt). Lineage: Eukaryota; Metazoa; Chordata; Mammalia; Rodentia; Muridae. The record is from RefSeq and is a predicted model, not a curated record. The transcript is spliced from 9 exons. The coding region runs from base 142 to 864 and encodes 240 amino acids. Gene Ontology annotation, molecular function: thiopurine S-methyltransferase activity.